AUGUCUUCAACAGUGUUGCGAAUAAUUCAUUAUGACCCUCUCAAAUCGAACAAGUAUGCAUUAUCCGUGCUGAACCAAGAAAAGGGUUUACCCAAUGUUAUUGAAUUGUUGGAUAAAGAUCCUGAAAAAGGGAUCGAAGAAUUUCGCCGAGAAUCUAAGAAUUCACGUGAUUUGUGA
Messenger RNA from Acaulospora morrowiae, 177 nucleotides. NCBI's taxonomy places the organism in Eukaryota, Fungi, Glomeromycota, Glomeromycetes, Diversisporales, Acaulosporaceae. The record is from the annotation of a GenBank genome assembly.